Magallana angulata is the source of this 1749-nucleotide messenger RNA. RefSeq lists its product as uncharacterized. The record is from RefSeq and is a predicted model, not a curated record. Bases 40 to 1590 code for a protein of 516 amino acids. NCBI's taxonomy places the organism in Eukaryota, Metazoa, Mollusca, Bivalvia, Ostreida, Ostreidae. The transcript has 7 exons. Gene Ontology annotation, molecular function: cysteine-type deubiquitinase activity; zinc ion binding.
AGCGAUAACUCGUUGACUUUGACAGCUGUCCGACGAAGGAUGGACGAAAUGAAAUGUGACAUUGACGAGCAGGUUGUGAAAAUAUCAGAGUUUUUAAAAAGAGAGCUGAAGCCGGGUGAUGUUUGGUAUCUAGUUAGUGCCGGUUGGUUCAAACAAUGGAAAAAGUAUGUUGGUUUUAACGAUUUGGAUAAGACAUGCAAGGGAGAGCGCGACGUUUAUCCUGGACCAAUAGACAACUCAGCACUCCAGGAGGAAGUGGAGGGUGUAUUAGAAUUGAAAAACCAUUUGGUUGAAGAUUUGGAUUAUUGCCUUCUACCAAAUGACGGAUGGCAAUGUUUGGUGCAAAAUUACGGUACAUCAAACAUUUGUAAGGACACAUUACAGAGAAAAGUGAUUGAGCAAGGAAUGUUCAUAAAGCAUUGUAAAGUGGAACUUUACCUUAUGACACUCAAGCUCCAAGCUUCCAGGAAACAACAAGAAAUACAUCAUAUAAACAUGAGCAGGGUUGAUACAAUAGGGUCAUUAGCACUGGUCAUGAGGGAUUUGUUUGAUAUACCUGACGAUGUAGAAGUUCGCUUGUGGAACAAGUAUAUGUCCAACGCUUACGAACAACUGAAUAGACACGAACACACACUACAGGAGGUGGGUCUUUACUGUGGUCAAAUUGUGAUAAUAGAAGAAAGGAACAAAGACGGGACCUGGCCGAGAGGAGGGAAUGGUGAGGGUUUCAAAGUGACAGAAAAACAGAGGCGGAAAAUAAAUGAAGAAAAUGAGAAACAGAGACAAAUUGAAAUGCAAAGGAAAAGAGUAGAUGCCAGAGCACAGGGACUUGUGUUGUGUGACAACCCCAGAUGUGACAGUCCAGCUCGUCUGUACUGUGUUCCUUGUAGUGAACAGAUUUGUACUGGCUGUACAGGUUUACACAUGCUCAGAAAAUCUAAUAAAGGUCAUAACGUGGUAGAUUAUAAAGAAAAGACACAACAUGGAGAUAUAUUGUACUGUAAAACUCACGACCAAGAAAAGUGUGAGUUGUACUGCGUACAGUGCGAGAUCCCAGUUUGUUCGAAAUGCCUCUCCGGGAAAUCUCACAAAGGACACGAUUUCACAGAAACAUCAGCUCUGUUUGAUCUCAAGAGAACCUGCGUCAUAAAGGAGAGAGACAGCAUUAAAAAUCAUAUCCAGCAACUGAAGAAACAAAUGGAGGUUAUGGAUACAAAAUUGAAGGAAAGCGAACAAAAAUACAAAAAUCUUCUCACUGAGGUAGGGGUUAGAAAAGAAGAAAUGCUAAAAGCUGUAGAAAGAGCGGCCAACAACCAUCUACAGAAAAUUGGGGAUCUGAAGACCUUGGAUAUCAAUCAAAUCCAGGCCCAAAAGGAGGAACUUGCACAGCAGAUUGCAAAGGCAAAUGCUGUAUUGGAAUCCCGGGAGGGUUUGCUGAAGGGACACAGUCCCAGCGAACUGUUUUCUUUUGAAUCCAAGGCUUCAGAUCUCAAGGACAUUCCCGAAAUGAUUGUCCUGAAAGAACACAGUUUUAAGAAAGGGUCGUUAUCAACAGAGGUAAUCGAGAGUGGAUUUGGAGAAAUCGAUUAGCAUUGGAGAGGAAGUUAAUUAUACAAGUGCAGACAUAGAGUGACGCAAACUUUUUUUACUCUUUAGAAUUAACAUAGGAUUAAAAACUUUUCUUUAUUAUGAGAAAAUGCAACAUCUUCAUGCUGAUACUAAUUUCUUAUUUUACAUUGCGGAUCCAUG